Aspergillus puulaauensis is the source of this 1560-nucleotide messenger RNA. Its product is annotated as Zn(II)2Cys6 transcription factor. The record is from RefSeq and is a predicted model, not a curated record. Lineage: Eukaryota; Fungi; Ascomycota; Eurotiomycetes; Eurotiales; Aspergillaceae. The transcript has 3 exons. Gene Ontology annotation, molecular function: DNA-binding transcription factor activity, RNA polymerase II-specific; zinc ion binding; transcription cis-regulatory region binding. Gene Ontology annotation, biological process: positive regulation of transcription by RNA polymerase II. Bases 1 to 1560 code for a protein of 519 amino acids. Gene Ontology annotation, cellular component: nucleus.
AUGCGUGACCCCGCCAACAAGGCUUGUCAUAACUGUCGACGACGACGCCUGAAGUGCGACCGGGAUGUUCCUGCAUGUCGCAAGUGUGCGCUGACCGGACAGGAAUGUCUGGGGUACGGGAAGCUGUUUGUCUGGAACGAGGGGGUUGCCAGCCGGGGGAAGAUGAUGGGCAAGACGUAUCCUGUGCAGAGAGAGCCGGACAGGACUAUUAGCACAGGGAACUCAGGGAACAGCCUGAUCCCACAGGUCUAUGAUUUCCUGCCUCUUCAACUGCCGUUACUGGACCCCCUGUAUCAGGGCUUGGAUGAUACCUCGCGAGGGUAUCUAUCCCACUUUGCAUCGACCGUGUCCAGCGACAUGGUGAUCGCUGAUAUCACCGAUGUGAACCCGUUUCGGAGUUUAAUUCCGUUCUGCAGGGACCAUCCCAUCCUGCUGCAUAUCAUCCUGGCCAACUCUGCCCUGCACAUCUCGUGCCUGCACCGACGAGGCCUUGACCCAGAACAACAUAUGCCUGUUCUUGCAGGAGAAGUCUCAACCACUGAUGCAGUCCAUCGGUCUUCCCGUGCCAUGAUCGAUGCGUUAUCAGCCAAGCAAAAGGCCCUCGUCCUCCUCAGACGCGCCCUCGAGGACAUGUCCCACAUCGACGUUGACAUGAUCGCAGCCGUCGUCCACCUCUUCAUCAUCUUCGAGCUCAUCAGCCCCGGGGAGGAUGAAUGGAAGGCCCACGUCGAGGGUGCCCUGCGACUGAUCAGCUACCUGCACACGCUUGAAAUCCGACACUCCUCCCCGGCGGCCCUGGUCCGGGACUGCAUCACAUCAGACUGCUUAACAUACUACAUCCUCGGCUCAACCCUCAUGAACACAACGACCCUGUCCGACCCAUUCCUCCUCCCAGGGGACAUCAUCGCCUCGCUCACCCGCGCCGAGGUCAACAGCUACCUAUCCCUCCCAACACCCCUCCUGCAAACCCUCUUCAAAGCAUGCGAACUCUCAAACCGCGUCUCGCUAGGCGAAAUGCUCGGCGCAGACCCAACCCCAUUCCUCAACGAAGCGCGCGACCUGCUAAACACCGUCCAAUCCUUCAACGUAUACGCCUGGGCCUCAACGCUAGAGGGGGACCCGUCCUCGACCCGAACCCUCAGCCGGAUCCAUACCGCACUGGCGCACCAGAAUGCAGUCCGGAUAUAUAUCCUGCGCAGCGUGGAGCAGAUCUCCCCUUCGCCUGUGGCGGGAGUAGGACUGGGCCUGUGCGAGAGCGAGACAGAGGGCCUGGUGACCGAGAUCAUCACGCACCUGUCGCUGGUGGGGCUGACGGAUCCGAUCUUCAAGGCGACGUCUUGGCCGACGUUUAUUGCGGGCGCGGAGACGGACAAUGUCGUCUAUCGGGAGUGGGCUGUGAAUCGGCUGAGGGAGUUUUGGAAUUUGAUUCCGUGGGGGUAUUUGAGGACGGAGGAGGAGAUUAUGAGGAAGGCCUGGAGGUUGAGAGAUGGACAGCCGGAAAAGGAGGGGAGUUGGAUACAGCAGUUGAAGGGGGUAGAGAGGCAUUGGCUGAUUGCUUAG